Ziziphus jujuba (common jujube) is the source of this 1206-nucleotide messenger RNA. RefSeq names its product feruloyl CoA ortho-hydroxylase F6H1-3. Bases 116 to 1189 code for a protein of 357 amino acids. The transcript is spliced from 2 exons. The record is from RefSeq and is a predicted model, not a curated record. Lineage: Eukaryota; Viridiplantae; Streptophyta; Magnoliopsida; Rosales; Rhamnaceae.
AGCUCUGGCUCUAGUUCGAAGACUUGGAACUACCACACUGAAACCGAGCUCGUAAUCAAAAGCAAAAACGACAUCAUUGUCAUCGUCGUUCAUUGUGAUCGUCAAAGCAAUAACAAUGUCCGACUCCUCGUCCAUCGACGUCUUCGAUUUCGUGGUGAAAGAAGGGAACGGAAUAAAAGCUCUGGUAGUCGACAAUGGCUUCCACACCCUCCCUCACCAAUACAUCCAACCCCUGGAAGAACGAUUCCACACCACCACCACCCUCAAAACGGCGUCGCAUCAAUCCGUACCGGUCAUAGACGUCUCCGAUUGGGACGAUCCUGGAGUCGCAGAAUCGAUCUGCGAGGCGGCAAUCAAGUGGGGUUUCUUCCAGAUCGUGAAUCAUGGAGUGCCAUUGGAUGUUCUGGACCAAGUCAUGGAUUCUGCCACUAGGUUUUUCGAAUCGCCGAUUGAGGAGAGAAAAAUGUAUCUGAGAGCGAAUUCACCAUCGGAGACUGUGUGCUUUGCCACGAGCUUCAACCCUCUUGUCGAGAAGGUUAUGGAGUGGAAAGACUACCUCACUAUGCUUUUCGUGGAUGAUGACCAAGCUUCUGCAUUUUGGCCUCCUGUGUGCAGGGAGGAAGCCAGAGAAUACAUGAAGAGGGUUGAAGUUGUGAUCAAAAGGUUACUGCAAGUGCUGUUGAAGAGGAUCAAUGUGAAGGAAGAGAUAGGAAAAGAAACAGAGUACAUGUUGAUGGGUGCCAUGAGGAUCAACUUCAACUACUAUCCGCCAUGUCCCAACCCAGAGCUGGUGGCGGCAAUCGGCCGCCACUCCGAUGUAUCAACAAUCACCGUCCUCCUCCAAGAUAACACCGGUGGCCUCUAUGUUCGCGGUGAAGGCGAUAGCUGGAUCCAUGUACCUCCCAUUGAUGGAGCAUUGGUGAUCAACAUUGGAGAUGUGUUGCAGAUAAUGAGCAAUAACCUCUACAAGAGCGUUGAGCAUAGAGCAGUAGCUGAUAGAAACAAGAGCAGAAUCUCUAUCCCUAUCUUUGUGAACCCAGGUCCCGAUGCACUUAUAGGACCUCUACCACAAGUUUUGGAGAAUGGUGAAAAACCUAUGUAUAAACCGAUAGUAUAUUCUGAUUACUUCAAACUUUUCUUUAGUAAGCCUCAUGAUGGUAAGAAUGCCAUGGAGUUUGUCAAGAUUUGAGGCAAUACAGAUAUCUA